Pleurotus ostreatus (oyster mushroom) is the source of this 696-nucleotide messenger RNA. RefSeq lists its product as uncharacterized. NCBI's taxonomy places the organism in Eukaryota, Fungi, Basidiomycota, Agaricomycetes, Agaricales, Pleurotaceae. Bases 1 to 696 code for a protein of 231 amino acids. The record is from RefSeq and is a predicted model, not a curated record. The transcript has 3 exons.
AUGUCGCGCCGCACCAGCUGUGCGAUAUGCAACACCCCAAAACGUCCUGAGGACCCCCAUCAGAUCUACGUCGAUUUCUCGGUCUCUGGGAUGGAAUUAAUGGCUGAGGUCGCUGAGGGCCUGGGGCAGAUUGAUGCAGCGUCCCCCGCAGUCAGCAUCAAGAAAGCUGCAACAAAGAUCACCGCUGUAACCCCCGCUGUCCGACCAGAGCAAGUCCAGGCGCGGCUCUUGGAAGUCGCCGAAGGACUCGAACAGCGAAUAUACCCCAUAUUCUCGCGUGUGGACGAAAUGUCGAAAGAAAUGAUUGCCCUCAAAGAGAAGAUCUCCCGUUUGGAGCACAAGAACCGACGUUUAAAGACGGAACUGCGGGACGUAGAAGCGCUCCAGGUCGAACUCGUUACGGCCGAGCACGAGGUCGAAGAACUACGGACUGUUUGCGACACUCAACGAACUGAGUUAGCAAGGGCACUGACAAAAGCCCGAAAUCAAGAGGUGAAGUAUAACAAGCGUUCCGCUGAGCUAGUCGCCGCGCAGCAAGUCAUAGAAGAGAAGGACAAACAGCUCCAUCUGGCCAACAAGAAACUACGGGCCUUGGGUAAACAGAGCCUCCGAAAGCAACCAAGACCGCCCUCAUACGUAGGAGAUGAUUCGCUCGUUGUCCUUGAUGCUCCAUCGGGAUCAAGACGGUCAGCGUGA